AUGGCAUCGUUGAUUGGUAGAUUUCUAAAUCACCUUGCCCUCGGGCCCCUGGAACGCAAAGUGACUGAAUAUCUCAACGCAGCCACCUGUGACUCUGUGGCUUCCGAUCUGGGAAAGGUACUUUUGCCGCAACGGUGGAGAGCACGAGGGCAUUUGCAGGUAAUCUUUGGCCAGUACUGCAUUCAAGACUCAGCAGGCGAGAAAUACUGGAAUGAGGAUAGCUUUCGUAACCAUAUUCGAAGUGCGCAUCCAGAGUCUAUAAUCUCCGACGGCGCGGUCCGGCUUCUCUGGAGGAGUUUCCACUUUUACGCCUAUCAUCCAUUCCCACGCCAUCCUCAACAGGUGACCAACCUUGACUUUGACGCAUUUCACCGCGCAGCUCUGCUCGUCGUUUUUCAAUGUGAUUCCCUCCUGGGCACUCGUGAGCUGGACUGGUUCUGGCGCCACGAUGCAGCUUUCUUUCACAAUGCCUGUUUUGCGCGGGUAUUCAGGAGUUUGGCGGUGCCAGAGACUGCAACAAUAGAGCAAGGCAAGUCUGUUAAUCAAGUGAAUGAUGUGACACCUUCCUUGAGCGAUGCCAUGGAUGUCCUGGUCAUGGUCGGCCCUCAAUUCAUACAUGCGAUGCCUUCAGAAAGACAACUCGAAACUGUCGCACGGAGACUAUUCAUCAGCGGGCCAGCUGCAGAGCGAGGGUCAGCGAGGCGAGAAGACGUGUCGAACCUAAUGGAAUUGUUGCUGAGACUCGAAUUGAACGAAGAAAAAUGGGGCUCCUAUUAUCAUUACGGUCAUAUUCUGCAAGCCGACCCGGCAAAUGAAGAGUUUACCGAGGCCUUGGUUGAUGCUCUAAUGGGUGGUGAGAACAAACAGGUCAUGACGCCGGAGCAGCUUCUUGAGGCAACAUGCCUAUUCCCCAAUCUUCCAUUGAGAUUUCAGCAGUUAUGGGCUGUCUUGUUUCAACCUCCAAUGGAAUCACCUUGCUCGCUCCCGGCUGCAUCAACUCACAUUAGGGAAGGAGUCAUCUCCCUCUUUCUUCCUCGACUUUCAUUUGAGAUCGAUUUCCGCCCGAGAGAGGAUAAUCAGGAUACCCGCAUUACAUUCGCAGAAGUCCUGGUGUCACUAGACUCAUCCAAUUUGGAAAUGAGCUCUUUGAACAAAGCCCUCUCACUCCAUUCCUCGGAUCACGUUGUGCUGUUCACUGGUGACACCGAAUCGACUCGGAGGGCUGUCAUGGGCGUCUAUCUACCAGCACCCUCAUCAGUGAUCAACUAUAGCCUGGGACAUACAUGGCAAAGGUCCUCGCAUGUGUUUUUCCAGUUGCUGCCCACUUUCCGGUUGCUAUGGGGGACAAAGUCGUAUGCCCGACUGGCAGAUUUAAUCAACACAAGAGACAAAAAGACGUCUCCGGGAGAUGAUAUGCAAAUCGACAACCCAAAAACUCUUACCGUGCCUUAUUGGAUAGGAGAUGCUUCAGGCGAGGGCGUCCGGCUAAAGAUUGACCCCGAGAAGAGAACGGUGGCACUCACUGGCGGCGACGCACAACUUCGAACAGACUUGAAAACAAAAAGAAGCAAUGAAGUCGCCGAGGAGGACGAAGUUUUGAUUCAGAAUGCUCGGAUGAACCUAUUCACCGUCUAG
Pestalotiopsis fici W106-1 is the source of this 1635-nucleotide messenger RNA. RefSeq lists its product as uncharacterized. The record is from RefSeq and is a predicted model, not a curated record. Lineage: Eukaryota; Fungi; Ascomycota; Sordariomycetes; Amphisphaeriales; Sporocadaceae. Bases 1 to 1635 code for a protein of 544 amino acids. The transcript has 4 exons.